GAAGUUUAGUUCUCGACUUUGAUUGGUCGCUUUCGCAGCAUCGUUCGUUUGACAAGUAAAACAGUGGUCCGCAGGAAAAGAAAGCUCCGUGCGCUAUCUUCAUUUGUACACUGCAAAGAUGUCUGAGGAGCGAUCUGAAAGAUCCGAUGGGAGGAUUGUCAAGAUGGAGAUCGACUACAGUUCAACUGUAGACCAGCGUCUCCCGGAAUGUGAAAAAAUGGCUAAAGAGGGCAAGUUGCAGGAAGCUAUCGAGAGCUUGUUAUCAUUGGAGAAGCAAACCAGAACAGCAUCAGACAUGGUAUCAACCUCCAGAAUCCUUGUGGCUGUGGUUCAGAUGUGUUAUGAAGCCAAGGACUGGGAUGCACUCAAUGAAAACAUCAUGCUACUCACCAAACGGAGGAGUCAGCUCAAACAGGCUGUUGCCAAAAUGGUCCAAGAAUGCUACAAGUAUGUGGAUGCUGUGACUGAUCUCACCAUCAAGCUGAGGCUAAUCGACACACUUCGCACUGUGACAGCUGGAAAGAUCUAUGUGGAGAUCGAGCGUGCCAGGCUAACAAAGACCUUAGCUAAUAUCAAGGAGCAAAAUGGAGAGGUCAAAGAGGCAGCUGCCAUUCUUCAAGAAUUACAGGUGGAGACAUAUGGCUCAAUGGAGAAAAAGGAGAAGGUGGAGUUUAUAUUGGAACAGAUGAGGCUUUGCAUUGCUGUCAAGGAUUACAUUCGUACCCAGAUCAUCAGCAAGAAGAUAAACACCAAGUUUUUCCAAGAGGAGGGCACAGAGGAGCAGAAGUUGAAGUACUACAACCUGAUGAUUCAGGUGGACCAGCAUGAGGGCUCCUACCUGUCCAUCUGCAAACACUACAGGGCCAUUUAUGAUACCCCUUGCAUCUUGGAGGACAGCAGCAAGUGGCAACAGGCCCUGAAGAGUGUGGUGCUCUAUGUGAUUCUUUCACCCUAUGAGAACGAGCAGUCAGACCUUGUGCACAGAAUCAGUGGAGACAAGAAACUGGAAGAAAUCCCGAAAUACAAGGACCUUCUGAAACAGUUCACUACCAUGGAGUUAAUGCGCUGGGCCUCCUUGGUGGAGGAUUAUGGGAAAGAGCUGAGAGACGGAUCACCCAACAGCCCUGCAACAGAUGUCUUCUCUUAUACAGAGGAAGGGGAGAAAAGGUGGAAGGACCUGAAGAAUAGAGUGGUCGAGCAUAACAUCCGAAUAAUGGCCAAAUAUUACACGAGAAUCACAAUGAAAAGGAUGGCUAACCUUCUUGACCUCUCUGUUGAUGAGUCGGAGGAGUUCCUCUCCAGCCUAGUUGUAAACAAGACCAUCUACGCCAAGGUUGACCGGCUGGCUGGCAUCAUCAACUUUCAGCGGCCCAAAGACCCCAAUGACCUGCUCAACGACUGGUCACACAAACUCAACUCACUUAUGUCUCUGGUCAACAAGACCACACAUCUCAUUGCCAAGGAGGAAAUGAUUCAUAAUCUGCAGUGAAAUGUUUAUGUUUUGAUUCAUAUUUUGUUUUUCCCUCUGUGGAAAUGUUUUUGACUACACAGUAUAAUGGCAGCCUGUGAAAGCAAUCUAAUUCCAAUGUGAUAGAAUUAGCAAAAAAAAGUCUUCAACACACAUGAACAUGCAAACACUUAUCCUUUGCAUCUCACUCUGGACUGGAUAUUCAAAGUGUUACACAUUGCCAUUUGAUGUAAUAUAUACAGUAGUUUAGCCUCUGUUUCUUUAUAAAAACCUGGCUUUCAAUGUACAUCUAGCAAUGUAAACAAUAAACUUCUGACAUUUGGUUAACAGUUA
Molecule: messenger RNA, 1801 nt
Organism: Maylandia zebra (zebra mbuna)
Lineage: Eukaryota; Metazoa; Chordata; Actinopteri; Cichliformes; Cichlidae
Gene: psmd12
Product: proteasome 26S subunit, non-ATPase 12
Cellular component (GO): cytoplasm; proteasome regulatory particle, lid subcomplex
Source: RefSeq, a predicted model, not a curated record